AUGUCACUUGGGUGGUGGAGCCACUGGGAGAGGGCACUCUCUUCUACUUCACACAGACAGACGGCAUGCGCCCAGCUGCCGCUUUCGAUCGAAAAGCUGGUCCAGGAGUCGCCCUUUGCGCUCGACGGCAAGGUGUACACAGGCACCCGCAAAACCACUCUGUUUGCCAUCGACACACAGACAGGCGAAAUCGUACAGAGCUUUGGAGGCGACCUGUCGGGGGUCCGAACGGAGCGGGAAGACGAGCCCGAGUACGGCUCCAAUGCGUCCGGAGUCAUCAUGAUCGGACGAACACAGUACGAUCUGUCCAUCUAUCGUCAGGGUGCGUCAGUGUGGAAUGUGACAUAUUCUACAUGGGGGCCCAACAACAGAGACAUUGAUCUGGCCCGACAACACUCGGUAUCAAUGGACAACUUGUAUGUGACGCCGUUUCACGAAAAGCUGCUUGUUGGCGUGGAAACCACUCUGGGAUACAGACCUCAUUGGGAGACGUACAUCCCGAGCUGUGUCAUCAACGUCUUUGACAUUCUAAAGGACAAGCGGGGUGCAAGUGACGAUGGACAUGGACAAGACGUUUCCAACGUGCUGCUCCCCCAGCCACGGGUCGAGGCUCCUCAAAACGGCCAUGUUCCUGCCAUCUACGUGCACCAAGCAGCGGAUGGCGGCUUCUUUGCCAUCUCCGAGCACUACUUCCCGUAUCUCGUCAAGUCUGCUCCUUUGUCAAAGUGGUCCACGUCGUCGUACAGUUCAUAUCCCAAGGAUCGGUUUGCACAAAACCUCGCGGAUAUCAUUUGUGGCGUGCACGACUCGUACUACAUGGUGCGACGAGUGAGUCCCGACAAGGACGAAAUGCUGCUGUUGAACCCCGCAGGUAGUCAGGCGCUGAUUGAGGGUCAACGAUAUGACGGUGUGAGGGACGGCAUGUCUCCUCGGUACGGCAAGGAGGGCCAGCAGCAGGGAGACAAACGUGGAGACAGCGGCGAUUCUACUACUGCGGGUUUCACCUUGUUGUCGCUUUUGCUGCCGCUUCUCGAGAGUCCCAUUACCGCUCUCUUGCUGCGGAUAGUGGAGAACAUUCUCACCGUGGUGGUCAUUCUGGGCAUUGUCUAUGCUGCGAUCCGGUUUGAUUUUGUGCCUCCUCAGGUGAAGGAGAUUAUUGACGCUAUUUCAGCUCUUAGAAAGGGUGCUGCAAGGGAAGUGGGGGAGAAAGACUCAGUGGAGAAGGAGGAUAAGGUGGAGAAGGUGGAGAGGGAGGAGAAGGAACAAAAGAAAGAUAACGCUACGAUUGUGUUAGACAAGGUAGAUGUGAAGGACAAGGUGGAUGAAAUUGUGGUGGACAAGAUGGAUGUGAGAGAAGAACUGAAGGAAGGGGCCGUGGACGAGACAAAGGUGGACGAGACGAUGGAGGAGACGAAGGAAGCAACGAAGGACGAAACAAAGGACGAAACGAAGGACGAAACGAAGGACGAAACGAAGGAAGAGACGAAGGACGAGACAAAGGACGUCAAUGGUGUCGACGUGGAGAAAACAGAAGAAAAGUUUUCCAAGGAGGUCGUGAGCGAAGUCAAUGCUGUUGAAAACAACUCAGCAGAAAACGACAGUAGCGAUCUACAACCUCUAACCUCUGACGACACCCCUUCCGCUGACACUCUGUCGACCCCUUCGACCCCCAAGGUCAAGUUUGGGGACGUGUCUGUGGUUGCUGACAAGAACAACAGCGAUAGCGAAUCGGAGGAGUCGAAUCUGGCCGAGUCCAUAACCUCUCUCAACGGCUCUAGUCUCUCCAAGUCGUCUUCCACCGCGUCAAUCACAGGCAUGACGCCCAAGAAGCGGAAGAGAGGCAGUCGUGGAGGCCGACGAAACCAGAAGAACAAGGAAGUACCUUCUACGGCUGCGGAUGGAGUCAUCACUUCGCCAAACUCUGCCGCCGACCUCACACAGGUUGCAGCAGAAAAGUCCGGGCCCAUUGUCAUUGACAACUCAAUCCAGACGCUCUCGCAGCCAGUCUCCGAGCAGGCCGACGACAUUCAGUUCCAGAGCUCAGUGCUAGUGGUCUCCAAGGAGAUUAUUGGCAAGGGUAGUCAUGGAACAAUUGUGUACAAGGGUACGUUUGAGAAUCGGGAGGUUGCGGUCAAGAGAAUGCUGGUGGACAAUUACGACGUGGCAUCUCAUGAGGUUUCUCUCCUACAAGAAUCGGACGACCAUCCCAACGUGAUCCGCUACUACUGCAAACAGCAAAACAAUCAUUUUCUGUACAUUGCGUUGGAGUGGUGUCCCGGCACUCUGGAGGAUGUGUUUGAAGACUCGAGCGACAAGUUCCCUGGCGUCAAGGAGAAUAUGAACCACGUGACGGUGUUGGAGCAGAUUGCCGAGGGCGUCAAGUACCUGCACUCUCUCAAGAUUGUGCAUAGAGAUAUCAAGCCUCAGAAUAUUCUGGUAGCCCCUGUGAAGAAGCGGCGUGCAAAGAAGGCCAACCCGGACGACAAGUAUGCUGUGCGCAUGCUAAUUUCGGACUUUGGCCUGUGCAAGCGGCUGGAGAACGACCAGUCGAGUUUCCGCGCCACUACCGCCAACGGAGGAGCAGGCACUUCUGGCUGGCGGGCUCCCGAGGUGCUCAAUGACGAUUCCAACCGACGAGCCACGCGGGCACUUGACAUUUUCUCUCUCGGAUGUGUGUUCUUCUACGUACUUACAGGCGGUAGUCAUCCGUUUGGAGACCGGUACCUCAAGGAGAGCAACAUUAUCCGGGGCAUUUACAAUCUGGACGCUUUGGACGAGGCCAUUCCUCACUUGGCAGUUGAGGCUCGCGACCUCAUCACCCAUAUGAUCUGCAGAGACCCGUCCAAGCGCCCCUCAGCCGAGGAGGUGUGUCGACACCCGCUGUUUUGGAACCACAAGGAGCAGCUGGAUUUUCUGCUGGAGGUGUCUGAUCGGUUUGAAAUCGAGCCGCGGGAUCCUCCGUCGGAACUGCUGAUGCAGCUAGAGCGGGACGCGCCGUCAGUCGUGGGCUCCAACUGGCAGGAGCAGCUGGAUCCUCUGCUGCUCGAAAAUCUUGGCAAGUACCGAAAGUACCAUGGCGACCGGGUCAUGGAUCUGUUGCGGGCGUUCCGAAACAAGUACCACCAUUUCAACGACAUGCCGCCGGAGCUGCAGAAGCUCAUGUCUCCGCUGCCCAAGGGGUACAUGGAGUACUUUACCAGCCGGUUCCCUAACCUGUUGAUGAGUAUCUACUACGUUGUCAAGGACAAUCUGCGUCACGAGCACGCGUUUGAGCGGUUUUUUGAGGAUCAUUAG
Molecule: messenger RNA, 3294 nt
Organism: Yarrowia lipolytica CLIB122
Lineage: Eukaryota; Fungi; Ascomycota; Dipodascomycetes; Dipodascales
Biological process (GO): intrinsic apoptotic signaling pathway in response to endoplasmic reticulum stress; IRE1-mediated unfolded protein response; protein phosphorylation
Cellular component (GO): IRE1-TRAF2-ASK1 complex
Molecular function (GO): RNA endonuclease activity; protein serine/threonine kinase activity; ATP binding
Source: RefSeq, a predicted model, not a curated record